AUGACCCAGUCUAUGCCACCGAGAAAGACAGACCCCAUUGUCAUCGUCGGAGCGGGUAUUUUUGGCCUCAGCACUGCGUUACAUCUUUGCAAACGUGGUUACAAGAAUGUGACGGUUCUCGACAAACAACCUUACGACGAGACUUUGUACUCGUACUUCAAAGGCGCAGACGCUGCUUCUGCCGACAUCAACAAAAUUGUUCGGUCAGCCUACGGAUCUCAAAAGGAAUACCAAGAUUUAUCUUCUGAAGCAAUCCCUGAGUGGCAUGCCUGGAAUGCGGAACUAAAAGCAGGCACUUUGGUUCCCCCGGGGAUGUCGACCAGUGAUGCAGUCUUCGUGCCCAACGGAUGCAUAUCACUAUCUACAUCAGUAGAAAUUCCACCAUGGGAGUUGGCCUGCAUUGAAGAAAUGGAGAAGUCUGGCUAUAAAGAUACUCAGCUGGCAACUCUCAUUCCCAGCCACCAAGAAAUUGCAGCUCAGAAAGGGCUCAAGUCAUUUAUGGAUCCAUUUCAAAGAGAAAGACGAGGCAAAACACCCAACACUGGUGUGCUGGAUAGUACAGGCGGUACGGCCUUUGCGGACAAGGCAUGCAGAUUUGCAUUGCACAAAGCACGAGGCAUGGGUGCAAAAUUCAUCUUCGCCGAGCAGGCUGGAUGUAUGAAAGAGCUUUGUUACGACGAGUCCAGAGUGAUUGGAGUCAAAACGCAGGAUAACCAAUUUCACCCCGCCGCAAUGACUAUUCUUGCUUGCGGAGGAUGGACGCCGGUCUUAUUACCAGAACUUGAUGCCCUAUGUGAAGCAACCGCGGGGAGCGUGAUGAUGUUCAAAAUCCCUCAAAGCUCACCUCUAUGGGAUCGACUUGAUACCGAUAAGUUUCCAACGUGGAUGUGGAAUAUGCGAAAUGGAGCCGAAGGUGGCCUGUAUGGAUUUCCGAGAGAUGAAAAUGGCUGGUUCAAGGUUGGAUAUCGGGGAACUAAGUAUACCAAUCCUCUACGCCAAAGUGAUGGCAAAGAGCGAAGCACCCCGAUAACACGAUGGUCGUUUCCUGAGAAAGAAGAAAAUGAAUCGACCGGAAGCAAAUUUACUUCUUUUCCUCAGCAAGCACAUGAAGUUCUUACGGGAUUUCUGAACGAGUACCUCCCGGAAUUAGCCGAGGAAGGAAUCAAUGCGUGUCUGACCAGAAUCUGCUGGUAUACAGAUACAUUUGACAAUCACUAUGUUGUGGACCGUGUCCCCCAAAAAGAUGGAUUAAUGGUCGCAACAGGAGGUAGUGGCCAUGCAUUUAAAUUCUUGCCAAACAUCGGUAAUUGGGUCGUGGAUAUAAUGGAGCAGAUUGAACUGGAUCGGCCAGCAGUGAAGGCAUGGCGAUGGAGGUCUGUUGGCGCAGAACAACCAGUAAACGCUCUCAUGGAGGGUUGCAGUGGCCCAAGGGCUCUAAGCAACAUUGGUCUGCUUCAGGAAGUGCCUUUUCAAAGUCAAAUACAUGCUAGACUCUAG
Messenger RNA from Penicillium nucicola, 1497 nucleotides. RefSeq names its product FAD-dependent oxidoreductase. The transcript has a single exon. The coding region runs from base 1 to 1497 and encodes 498 amino acids. Gene Ontology annotation, molecular function: sarcosine oxidase activity; flavin adenine dinucleotide binding. The record is from RefSeq and is a predicted model, not a curated record. Lineage: Eukaryota; Fungi; Ascomycota; Eurotiomycetes; Eurotiales; Aspergillaceae.